Pseudomyrmex gracilis is the source of this 1010-nucleotide messenger RNA. RefSeq lists its product as uncharacterized. The transcript is spliced from 4 exons. The coding region runs from base 51 to 1010 and encodes 319 amino acids. Gene Ontology annotation, biological process: regulation of transcription by RNA polymerase II. The record is from RefSeq and is a predicted model, not a curated record. Lineage: Eukaryota; Metazoa; Arthropoda; Insecta; Hymenoptera; Formicidae. Gene Ontology annotation, cellular component: transcription regulator complex; nucleus.
AUACAAUCGGUUCUUCAUCGAUACAAAUUUUUAUUUCUAUCCAGUAACAAAUGAUAAUCGCAUUGUUCGACGAAGCCUUGUCGACAAUGAAGAAGUUGUCUUGCCGGUUGAAAAAGUUACAAGUAAAUAGAAACUUUGAAAUCCUGAAAGUUGCAGUAAUAAGUGCAUUUUUUAAAAUAAAAUUGAUUUUACGAACCAUAAAAAUAUUUCUGUCAAACAAAGAAACAUCACAAGGAAAAAAUGAAAGUAGAUUUCAUAAUAAAAAAGCCAAAAGAAAAACCGUAAAGUCAUUGAAUUACGACGACGAGGAACUCCUAAUUUUAUCCGUUCAAGAAAAAAGACCCUUGUGGGAUUUUACUAUUCCAUUAGAACAGCGAUGCCAACGAUUGACAAAAAAAUUGUGGGAUGAAGUCUCGGAAACAUUGGGAAGUAAAAAAACGUUAAAAACAUUCGUGGUUAAAAUAUUUAAAAAAAAUUUAUUUACAGGCAAACUUAGCGGGGAAGAAGCAAAAAAAAAGUUUAAAAAUUUACAUGAUGCCUAUCGACGAAUAAUUCAGUCCGAAAAUCUUUCUAGUGGAUCAGCUAGACCUCCUCCUACAAAAAAGUGGCACCAUUAUGACUCUAUGGAAUUCCUGCGUGACUUCUGUCUUGUCAAAAAGGGAAAAGUUUCUAAUAUUGAUGUUAAUGAUGAUGACUCUUUAAAUAAUAUUGACCAAUCAAUAAAUGAUGAUGAUGCAACUGGCAAUGAUCAAUUAGAAUCAGGAGCAUCAGAUACGCAAAUUAAAAGAAAAAAGAAUUUAGGACAGCAGUCCAGUGCAUUAGAUAGAAUUGCUGAUUCACUUUGUCAACCAUCAACUCCAUUUGCACUACCGCCAGCACCCAAGUAUGAUGAAAUUGAUUCGUCUUUAGCAGUAAUCGGAUGGAGGUUGAGACAGAUGAAUCCAAAAAAGCAGUUACAUGUUAUUCAGCAAAUAAUGAACCUAACAUAUGAUAUACUUAGAGAAGAUUAA